AUGCAUUUCGGAGGGUUUGCGCCUUCAAAGGCGCUUUUAACAUCGCUACUCGCCAUACCGCAGUUAACUUCAGCCUUCUAUCUGCCCGGUGUCGCCCCAGCUACCUACAAAGAGGGAGACAAAGUUCCGCUUUACGUCAACAGCAUCAAGCCAGUCGACCGAUCGCAAGACCCUCGACUCCACGCCGUUGUCUCCUACGACUACUACCAUCCUGCAUUCCAAUUUUGUCAACCCAAAGAUGGUCCUGAGUAUGUUUCGGAAAGCCUGGGUAGUAUUCUCUUCGGAGAUCGCAUCAUGACUUCUCCAUUUGAGCUUAUCAUGGGCAAGAAUGAGACCUGCAAACCGCUUUGCGAAGUUACGUAUCCUGAGAAAUCAAUCAACUUUGUCAAGAGUCGCAUCGAACAAGGCUACAGUCUGGAAUGGCUGGUGGAUGGAUUGCCAGCUGGUCAGGAAGUUCUUGAUCAGUUGACUGGCACUACCUUUUACAACCCUCGGUUCUUGCUUGGCCAAGACGACAAGGACGACAACAUCCUUUUCAACAACCACUACGAAAUCGUCGUCGAGUAUCACGAGGUCAACAAGGAUCCCAAUCAGCGCCGUGUGGUUGGUGUGAUUGUGCAACCUAGUUCCAAGGAGUACAGCGGCAAAGCUGAUUGCGGUAACCACCCGCCCAUCGUUUUGAAUGGCAAGGAGCAGCAUGUCGGUUUCAGCUACAGUGUCUUCUGGCGCAAGUCCGAGACUGCUUGGGCUACUCGUUGGGACAAAUACCUGCACGUAUUCGAUCCCAAGAUCCAUUGGUUCUGGCUCAUCGACACAGCAAUCAUUGUUGUGAUCCUUGUCCUAACAGUCAUGUCUAUUCUUGUGCGCGCACUGAAGAAGGACAUUGCUCGUUAUAACCGGCUCGACCAGAUCGAUCUCGAUGACUUUGGUGGUACUUCAGUCGUUGAGGAUGGCGUGCAGGAGGACUCUGGCUGGAAGUUGGUCCAUGGCGAUGUCUUCCGAACCCCCUCGCGACCUCUCCUGCUUUCGGUCCUAGCAGGUAACGGAGUCCAGCUGUUCUGCAUGACCGGGUGCACUAUUCUCUUUGCCCUCCUUGGAUUCCUCUCCCCCUCAAACCGUGGAUAUCUUGGAACUACCAUGAUUAUCAUGUACACUUUCCUUGGUUUUGUCGGUGGCUACGUCUCUGCUCGAACCUACAAGGCCUGGCAGGGUGAAGCCUGGAAGUUGAACAUUGCCUUGACUCCUAUCCUGGUCCCUGGUGUCGUCUUUUCCGGUUUCUUCCUCUUGAACCUCUUCCUGUGGGCCAAGGAGUCAUCAGGUGCAGUUCCCUUUACAACUAUGCUUGUGAUUGUCGCCAUCUGGUUCAUCAUUUCAAUCCCCCUCUCCUUUGGUGGCUCUUGGCUCGGAUUCCGCUCUCCUCAAUUCGAGCCUCCCGUUCGCACCAACCAGAUCCCUCGACAGAUUCCCCCUGUCAGCACAUAUCUUAAGCCCGUGCCCAGCGUGCUUAUUGUCGGUCUUCUUCCCUUUGGUGCCAUCUUCGUCGAGCUGUUCUUCAUUAUGAACUCGAUCUGGUUCAGCAGGAUCUACUACAUGUUCGGAUUCCUCUUUCUCUGCUACGGUCUCAUGAUCGUUGUCUGUGCUGCUGUUACCAUUCUCAUGGUGUAUUUCUUGCUAUGCUCCGAGAACUACAACUGGCAGUGGAGGUCUUUCCUCGCAGCAGGCAUGAGUGGUGGCUACAUCUUCUUGAACUGCCUUUUGUACCUCGUUACGAAGGUCAGAGCAAGUGGGUUUGCUGGUAUUGUACUCUAUGUGGGCUACAGCGCCAUCAUCUCAUUCCUGUUCUUCAUUCUUACUGGCUCAAUCGGCUACUUUGCUAGUUGGUGGUUUAUUCGCAAGAUCUACUCUUCCAUCAAGAUCGACUAA
Molecule: messenger RNA, 1923 nt
Organism: Fusarium pseudograminearum CS3096
Lineage: Eukaryota; Fungi; Ascomycota; Sordariomycetes; Hypocreales; Nectriaceae
Exons: 2
Coding region: 1-1923 (640 amino acids)
Biological process (GO): vacuolar transport; protein localization to membrane
Cellular component (GO): endosome; fungal-type vacuole membrane
Source: RefSeq, a predicted model, not a curated record